Molecule: messenger RNA, 2175 nt
Organism: Serinus canaria (Common canary)
Lineage: Eukaryota; Metazoa; Chordata; Aves; Passeriformes; Fringillidae
Gene: SLC3A2
Product: solute carrier family 3 member 2
Exons: 11
Coding region: 1-1905 (634 amino acids)
Biological process (GO): amino acid transport; carbohydrate metabolic process
Source: RefSeq, a predicted model, not a curated record
AUGGCGGCGCAUGGAGGGGGGGACCCCGAAAAGGACGGGGGCGUGGCGCGAACCAGAGACUCCACGUCGCGCCCUCUGAGGCUGUGUCCCGCCCCGUUCGCCUCGGGGCGUUUCCGGCCCCCCUCCCGCCUCGUGCCCUUUGAUCCGCCCGGCGCGGGCGCCUCGGCGGCGCCGGGGGUGGCGGUUCUGGUGGGCGUGGUCAGCGCGGUGUGGGCGUGGUUUUCGCGGAGUAUAAAAGGCGCCGCCGAGCCCCCUGACGCCCGUCACGAGGACGUUGCGGAGAUGGAUCCCGAGUCUCCCCCCCGCGAGCUGGAGCUGUCGGCGCUGGAGGCCGAGAAGGAGCCGAUGGCCGCGGCCGAGGCCGAGCCGGGGACGCCCCCUCAGGCUCCCCCUCCCCACCGCGACCCCUCCCCAGCCCCGGAGCAGCGGCAGGGCGGCGAGAAGAACGGGCUGGUGAUGAAGAUCCCCCCCGAGGAAGAGGAGGAGGCGGCUUUAGGGGGCACGGGGGUUUCGGGGAGCCCCAAAUUCACCGGGCUGGGCAAGGAGGAGCUGCUGAGGGAGGCGGGGACGCCGCUCUGGGCCCGGGCCCGGCUGGUGCUGCUCGUGCUCUUCUGGGCAGGCUGGCUCGGGAUGUUGGGGGCUGCUGCUGCCAUCGUGGCCCAGGCCCCCCGAUGCCAGCCCCUGCCUGCCAAAGCCUGGUGGGAGCUCGGGGCGCUCUACAGGGCCCCCCCCAAGGCUUUUGGGGGUGAUCUGAAAGGUGUGGAGAAACGUUUGGGGUACCUGAAGGAGAAGCUGCAGGUGGGGGGGCUGGUGCUGGGCCCCGUGGCCCCCCAAAAAUCCCCUGAGGAGCUCAUCCCCCCCCUGAAGGAGCUGGACCCAGCCCUGGGCACCAGCCAGGACUUCAGCGCCCUCCUGCAGGCAGCCAAGGACAAAGGGCUGAAGGUGAUCCUGGACCUGACCCCAAACCCCACUGGGAAUCGGGUCUGGGGGGACGCAGCCAACGACCCCGGGGUGCACCAGCAGGUCCAGGCUGCCCUGAGCCAUUGGCUGAAGGAGGACAUUGCUGGAAUCUUCCUGGAUGGCAUCGAGGAGCUCCCGCCCUCAGUGGUGGCUGAGUGGAGGAACCUGACGGAGCAGCAGCCGAGCCCCAGUGGCGUGCCCAGGGUGCUGGUGGCAGGCACCCGCCUGCAGGAGCCCUGGCUGCUGCCCCAGGUGCCGGGGGGGCUGCGGCUGCUCCUGGGGCCCUUCCUGCAGCUCCUGGAGCCCAGAGCAGACCCGGAGUCGCCCUCGGGAGCCGUCAGCAACCUCCUCAACUUCCUCAGCUUCAGCAACUCCUCCGUGGGGCUGGGCUGGAGCGUGGGGUCCCCGUGGGAGGCCUGGGUGAGCCCCAAGCUGAGGCUGCAGCAGCUGCUGCUGCUCUGGGGGCUCCCCGGGACCCCCGUGCUGAGCUACGGCGACGAGCUGGGGCUGCAGCGGCCCCCCGAAAACCAGCAGUUGCCGACGAUGCCGUGGGAAUUGAUCGAGGAACCGAAAAAUGGCGGGAACGGCUCUGAGCCCCCCGAGCUGGAGCUGUGCACGGCCCUGGCCUCGCUGCGGGCCCACGAGCGCUCGCUGCUGCUGGGGGAGGCGCAGGUGGUGCCGGCGGGCCCGGCCCUGGCCGUGCUGCGGCGCUGGGACCAGAGCGAGCGCUUCCUGCUGCUGCUCAACCCCCAGGACAGCACCCUCAGACCCUUCUCGGGCACGAGAGACCCCGGGGUCCCCCAGGAUCCCCCCCUGCCCGCCUCGGCCACACUGCACUACAGCACCGGCCCCAAGGCGCCUGGGGAGCAGCAGGUGCAGCUGCAGGAGCUCCAGGUGGGGCCCUACCAGGGGCUCCUGCUGGGCUUCCCCUACAGCCCCCAGUGAGCCUGGGCACCCCAAAACCACCCUGACCCCCCCCAGCACCCCAAACCUGCCCUGACCCCCUCCCCCAGCCUUGUACCCGCUCAUUUCGGUGGGGGGGGGUCCCACACUUAUCUCUCCUCACUCAUUUUUUGGGUUCUCAUCCUGUUCCCCCCAACCUCAAAGUCUUUUUUUGGUUUUUUUUUUUCUCUCCCCAACUCAGUUUUGGGGUUUCUCUGUUUUCUGGGGUGUUGGAGUCCCUCCCAAAUUCUGAAUAAAUGAAUUGCAUUUCUG